Fragaria vesca subsp. vesca is the source of this 587-nucleotide messenger RNA. RefSeq names its product 60S ribosomal protein L6, mitochondrial-like. Bases 120 to 428 code for a protein of 102 amino acids. NCBI's taxonomy places the organism in Eukaryota, Viridiplantae, Streptophyta, Magnoliopsida, Rosales, Rosaceae. The record is from RefSeq and is a predicted model, not a curated record. The transcript has 2 exons.
AAAAAAAAAAUUACACACCAUCUUCAUCGCUGCCCUUGGCUUUCUCCUCCUAUUCUGCUCUGUCACCAGUAAGCUUUCAUAGACCCUUCAAAUCCACUGACCCAGUUCAAGACUCAGGAAUGGAAGCCCAAUUUUUCAAGUUUCUUAAGAUAGUGGGUGUGGGCUACAAAGCCAGGGCUGAAGCUCAAGGACGGUUGCUGUAUCUGAAAUUGGGUUACAGUCAUGAAGUUGAGUUGACUGUGCCGCCUGCUGUUCGGGUCUUCUGCUUCAAGAACAAUGUGGUUUGCUGCACCGGGAUUGAUAAGGGGAGGGUGCACCAGUUUGCGGCCGCUGUUCGGGGUUGUAAGCCGCCUGAGGUGUACAAAGGCAAGGGGAUAAUGUACAUCGAUGAGGUUAUAAAGAAGAAGCAAGGGAAGAAGUCUAAGUGAUCGGUUCAAUGUUGCAGAGUUUAUCUAUGCUUGGCGAUGGCAAUGUUUGAAAUUUUGUACCGAGUUAUAAUCAGAAAACCACUCUAUUGGUUUGGGAUCUUCUUUUAAACUAUUGUUAUCUGGUAUAUCUAUUUCUUAGUUGAUCCGUUAUUUCUUGCC